AUGUCGGAUCCUCCGAAACGAGAUAUCAAAAACCAUGUGCUAUUUGAAAUUGCAACGGAGGUCGCGAAUCGAGUUGGUGGAAUAUACUCGGUCCUCAAAUCCAAAGCGCCUGUCUCUACCGCAGAAUAUGGCGAGAGAUACACGCUCAUCGGGCCUCUGAAUCGGGCUUCGGCUGUUGUUGAAGUCGAGGAACUGACACCGACCGAUCCCCAUCUUGCUGAAACCAUGGUCGCGAUGAAGGAGCGGGGAGUUGACAUGAUGUAUGGACGAUGGCUUAUUGAGGGGGCCCCAAGAGUGCUUCUGGUCGAUACAAGUUCGGGAUACAAAUAUCUGGACGAAUGGAAGGGCGAUCUUUGGAACACAGCGGCUAUCCCUUCUCCGGCUGAGGACGGUGAAACGAACGAGGCUAUCGUGUUUGGUUAUUUGGUAGCUUGGUUCCUUGGAGAGUAUAUUUCCAGAGACAGAACGCGAGCUGUUGUUGCACAUUUCCACGAAUGGCUAGCCGGUGUCGCCCUUCCAUUGACAAAGAAACGACAUAUGGACGUCACAACAAUUUUCACCACCCACGCAACUCUACUAGGCAGGUAUCUGUGUGCCGGCUCUGUCGACUUCUACAACAACUUGCAAUUCUUCGAUGUUGAUGCGGAAGCCGGCAAAAGAGGGAUAUACCACCGAUACUGCAUCGAACGUGCCGCGGCGCAUUCAGCAGAUGUCUUUACUACAGUGUCGCACAUCACAGCUUUCGAGAGCGAGCAUUUGCUGAAACGCAAGCCUGAUGGCGUGUUACCUAACGGGCUCAACGUGAAGAAGUUUUCUGCAGUCCACGAGUUCCAGAAUCUUCAUUCCAAUGCCAAAGAUAAAAUUAAUGAUUUCGUCCGUGGCCAUUUCUAUGGGCAUAACGAUUUCGACCUUGAGAAUACUCUAUAUUUCUUCACCGCAGGCCGUUACGAAUAUCGGAACAAAGGAGUAGAUAUGUUUAUCGAAUCCCUCGCCAGGCUCAAUCACCGUCUGAAAACAGCGGGAUCAAAUAUGACGGUAGUAGCAUUUAUUAUCAUGCCCGCGCAGACAUCUUCGCUCACGGUAGAGGCCUUGAAGGGCCAAGCGGUUGUGAAGUCGCUUCGCGACACGUUGGAGAUGGUAGAACAGGGGAUUGGAAGGCGGCUAUUUGAGCGCUGCCUCAGCUGGAAGGAAGGCGAUAAUAUGCCAGAUGAAAAAGAUCUAAUAACCAGCCAGGAUCGAGUACUUUUGCGCCGUCGAUUGUUCGCAAUGAAGCGGCAUCAACUUCCUCCCAUUGUGACGCAUAAUAUGGUGAACGAUGCGGAUGACCCUGUGUUAAACCAGCUGCGUCGCGUUCAACUCUUCAAUCACCCUUCUGACCGUGUCAAGGUUGUGUUCCAUCCUGAAUUCCUCAAUUCUUCCAAUCCGGUCUUGCCUCUUGACUACGACGAUUUUGUCCGGGGUACGAAUCUAGGCGUUUUUCCGUCGUAUUAUGAACCUUGGGGAUAUACGCCUGCAGAGUGCACAGUAAUGGGGAUUCCCAGCAUAACUACAAAUCUGUCCGGAUUUGGAUGCUACAUGGAGGAACUAAUAGAAAACUCUUCGGACUAUGGCAUAUAUAUCGUCGACCGCCGUAUGAAGGGUGUAGACGAUUCCGUCAACCAACUUACGAAUUUCAUGUUUGAGUUUGCGUGCAAGAGUCGUAGGCAGCGCAUCAACCAGCGGAACAGGACAGAGCGGCUGAGUGAUCUUUUGGACUGGAAGCGUAUGGGUAUGGAGUAUGUGAAGGCUCGGCAGCUGGCGCUUCGGAGAGCGUAUCCAACUUCCUUUGAUCCUGCUGAGGACUUCAGCGAUAUCAUCGGAGGCACCGAGCAAAAGAUUUCCCGCCCGUUUUCGGUGCCUGGUUCACCGAGAGAUCGGACGGGGAUGAUGACUCCUGGUGACUUUGCAUCCCUACAGGAAGGCCGUGAAGGUUUAAGUACCGAGGAUUAUAUUGCCUGGAAGUUACCUGAGGAAGAGGACGCGGAAGAAUACCCAUUCCCACUUACGUUGCGAAAGAAGGCUGUCCCCGUCGAACAACCACACUCACCGGAUAGGGAGGUAACGACCAAUGGCGACAAUUCGGUUAAAUCGGGAUAG
Messenger RNA from Histoplasma mississippiense, 2136 nucleotides. RefSeq names its product glycogen synthase. Bases 1 to 2136 code for a protein of 711 amino acids. The transcript is spliced from 6 exons. Gene Ontology annotation, molecular function: alpha-1,4-glucan glucosyltransferase (UDP-glucose donor) activity. Gene Ontology annotation, biological process: glycogen biosynthetic process. The record is from RefSeq and is a predicted model, not a curated record. NCBI's taxonomy places the organism in Eukaryota, Fungi, Ascomycota, Eurotiomycetes, Onygenales, Ajellomycetaceae. Gene Ontology annotation, cellular component: cytoplasm.